Xyrichtys novacula (pearly razorfish) is the source of this 34837-nucleotide messenger RNA. NCBI's taxonomy places the organism in Eukaryota, Metazoa, Chordata, Actinopteri, Labriformes, Labridae. The record is from the annotation of a GenBank genome assembly.
CCUCCAUUAGCGACUGAUGAAAAUGGACGGCUUUAGGACCCGGGAGAGCGGGCUGCCACAGAGGCAUUGCAGACAGCGCGUUUGGGAGGUGUAGUGGAAGAAAGGCAAAGAAACGGAGUAAAUGAGAGCACUUUUGUCCAGAUUGUUGAAGGACUUAUCAACUUAAAAUACCGCCGAAACUGCCCACUAGAAUGAGACGGACACAUUGUUGAAUUCUUGUCCAGGUAAAUGUCCGCGUUUCCUUCGCAUGGUUAACUACAAGAGGUCGACAGCUAGACAGGGUAGGUCCCCAUUGUACUUACAUGGGAUGCGGUUAUUCUCACCCAGGCUGCCCUGCUAGGCCCCAUAUCCUUUCUAUCGCUAAAUGCAAACCUGAAAUGAGGUACUUUCCUGCCUUCACUUCGCCGUAGAAGUUAUUUAGCAGCAAACAGUGGAGUUUAUAAGCGUCCUGCAGUGUAUUUUAACGCGAUGUUGUUUUUUUCCACAAACAACAGUGAGCCUCUCUUCAGAUGUUAGCCAUUCAUUUUUGACAAUGACCACUUUUGAGACAGCCCUCAGGGCCAAAAUAUCUGCAGUCAUGUUACUUUAAACGCUUCCCCUCUGCGAGAAAGUUGUUUUUGCUCGUACUUUACGGCCCAGCAGGCAAAUGAAAACAAAUGAGCUCAGUAAGAAAGCAGCUCAUUCAUUGUUAUGAACUACCACUGCGUUUGUUUACUCGUUUGAGGGAGAAAUUUAUUGCCAGACAAUAUUGUUGCGCUCAGCUGCGUUAGCUUUGCUAGCUUGUUGCUGCUCUGUUGUAGCACUGCUGCAUCCACAGACAGUAGGACGAAAUAGCAGGCUACAUCUCUGUUUUGACUUGUUGACACUGUAUAGUGGCUUUAAAAGUGAGGCCUAGUAGCUCCUAGCUUCAAAGUUUGGACGCAGGGGAGGUCGUUAAGAAGAGGUGAAGUGGAGUUAUAGUCUUAAUUUUCACCUUUAUAAUCAGUAUAGCUGCAAAGUGCAUGUGAGCUGUUCAGGUGAUAGGUUUCAAUGCUGUUUAUGUUAUUUUUUCACCUACAGUGAUGACAGCUGAGCAUUGGCUCUCCUGAAAUGUUUUUGUUUUGUGAUGUGGUUGCAGCAAAACUAACUGAUGUAACACAGCUUAAAUGUCAACCUUAGAUAAAUUUACUGAUGCUACUGUAUGCUCGGCUCCAUCUCCUAGAGGUUAUACAUGCAUAAAACAGUCUGCAGAAAGAACAUUGUCCCUGGGCGUGUUGUACCAGUAACGCCUUUUAGCGUCAAAAUGUUCUCAACAGUCAUGAGACUACAUCUGUCCACUGUGUGUACGCAGGGGGACUUGGCAUGUGACCCGAGGAAGACGCAACAAGCAUGGCGUAAUGAUGCAGACAGUGGCUUUCUUUGGCUCUCCCUGUUCUAUUUAGAAAAUACCAGUCACCUCCCACCCAAUCACAUCACAGCCCCGUUGACGCAAAUGUGCCACCAGUUGCAUGCAGAAUCUGAGGAAUGUUGUUUGAAAUUGUUGUCCCUGUACACAGACAGACUUAUUGUGCCCGUCUCCUUGCCUGCACCACUGGAGUUCUGGUUCUAGUGAUGGUAACUUACCAUCAAACUCACAUGGAGGCAGUCUGCCUGGCUGAGAGAUAACACUUUUUGUGUUGUAAACCAUCUCCAGGAGUUGCUUGCGCACACAGCCAUGUCAUAUGAUUUGCAGAGACUCAAGAGUCCUGAAAUUUAAGAUCUUAUUCUCCCCGUUAGAGGACAGGGGUAGUGUCCUGCUACACGUGUGAAUCGGUCCAUCUUCUCUCGAUGCACGUUUAACCUUUAAUUCAGCACAUGAAUAGUUUUAAAAUGAAUAUGUUGACCUGAGUCAUAAAGGUGUUGCUGCUCACCUCAUCACAAGAUUGAAAAAGUACGUCUACUUGUCUAAUACAGUUACAGAAACUGUGGCUGUGAGUUGAGCUACACUCACUCACCCUCAGUAUUCUUAUCACUGGUGCUGUGUUUUCAGGGAACUUGAAAGAGGAACUUGUGUAGUAGAUCACCGUGUUACUACUUCCAUGGUGGCAUUUGAACACAAACAAGUGUUGCUUCAGGACUUCUUUCCAGCUACAGGUUAGCACCUCAGAUGUGUUGAUUCAAUGGUUUGAAUUAUUUGAGUGUUGUGAUUUAUCUCUAACUGCAAACCAGCUGCUGCAUCUCUUGUUUACACGAAUGGUGUGGAAAUAGAGCAGGCCUGUAUCUAUUGAUCUGAUGAAGGAAGUAGUGUGGAGAUGUCGGCCUGUUUUUCUGCUUCCUGCCAUAAAAAAAAAAUAUGGGACUGUCCUCUGUGGCUCAGUGACAGGCACAGUGUGUGGCAUCCUUGCUGCAUGACACUGCUUUGCAUUGAAUGGGGUGGCCCCUGGAGCUUGAGCCAGAAAGAUGAAUGAUUGAAAGCUGCACUGACAGUAGGGCAGGCAGGCAGGCAGGCAGGCGGGCGGUGGCGGCCCAGAGGCCUGAGCACCAUGUGACCCGCUGUCAGGGUACUGGGUUCAUUCAGUGGCUGCUGGCUGCAGUGCUGGCAGCAGCCCAGCUUUUCCACACAGGCCGCAGUAGCAACAGGUCGCUCCCAUUAAAACAGCAGCACUCUGUUGUGGCUCCAGAGCCGGUCUUGUGCAUGUGUUGCUUUUUUGGCUGUGGUGUAUGCGCUCAAGUUUGUUUGUGUGAUGUAUCCCAAUGUGUAUAUAAUGUGUGUGUACCAAGAUGCCGAAAGGAUCCGACAGUUUGUGUGAUCCUCAGUUUGAAUAGCACUCAGUGUGCUUUUUUUCAAAUCCCACUCAGCAAUCCUUCCAACAUGGACUGUGUGACACAAGCACCACAACCCCAGAGCAAUAAACAAAAACAGUGAGCAAAAAUAAACCGAGCUUUGGUUAACUCACUUUGCUCAUUGAUGGGAGUGAACAGAAAGGCAGUAAAAAGGCAUGUUGCUCGUAAUUUCACUGACUGAUGUAUCAGAGCCUGGGGCUGUGCAGAUAUGACUCGUAGUCUGUCAAUAGUCACAUCAACUUCCUGUUGUUGUCCCCAGCCACAUGCUGGAUGAGGCCACUCAGACAGAGCUCUCUUUUGAUGGCCGUGCUCUGACUGAGCAGCAGCAGGGAAAUUGAUUUCAGUCGAUGGUCAGAUAUUGCCUGGUGCAGUAUGUGACAUUUGUGUGAACAGGCCUGGCAAUUGAUCCUUCUUCUGCUGAUUCAAAGCUGUCUUUAUAUCAUAAGGAAGCACUAAAUGAAUGAAAAGGUCAAGCAGUUGUGGUCCUGAUAGCCUGCAGGUUUUAAGUGUGAGCCUUUGAUGAAAAACCUUUAAAUCUGUGAUGGAGUCCAGACCCAUGUAGUCUCUGAAAUGAUUUCAUUGCACAUUCAUUCUGUCUUUGAUUAUUAGUUAAUGUUACAGGUAAGAUUACCACUGAAACCCAUCUUUAAACACAUUUACUUUUACUUUUGUUCUGCUGUUUACUCAUUCAUCCGUAGAAAGCCGCAUUCACACACUGCAGCGUAACUGUGAAAGCAGACUGGUCUGUAUGUGAAUAGGUGUUAGAGUUGUUGUUGUUCUGUUGUUGUUCUGUAAAUACAUCAGAGUAGCUGACGGGAACCAGCGACAUUUCCGUAAAGCUCCCCACCACAGGUCAGGUGUAAAUAAACAGCAACACUCACUCAUAGAGCACACAAAGGUUAUCUGUGGUCAUAAACAUUUGAGUUUAUUCAUAUCAGCAGUGCUCAACAUGUGCUGACUUUACAGCUUUUUAGAGUGUGUAUUGUCAGACAAGAUAAUCAAACCUACAGGCCUGGUGCCUCCGAUCAUAUCAGAUCAGAUCUUCAUCAGCCGAGGGUGUUAUUUUUCUUUUUUUUUGUCAUUCGAUCAGGUGAUUGAAAGUCAGCAGAAUUGUUGUGCAAUCAACAAAACAAACACUUUCUAAAGCCAUCGAACAGCUUUCCUGAGGCUUUAGCACAAGUUUCAUAAUGGGAGACAAAUCUCUCAAGUCUGUUUUUUGGCUUUUAGGCUUUAAUUUUAUGGACAAGAACAGAAGCCAGAAAAAGACUUUGUAAUUUCAUAUCAGGAAGGGUCUCAGGUUGGAUUUGAAUGCUGUCGCUGACAUUCGGUUAAGAGAGGACUGCUGCCUCUGUUGGGGAAGCACAAUAUUGGCAAAGUAUUGCUUUAUGCAAAUGUGGUUUCUGCUAGACCUUAGUGAUUAAUAGGACCAAUAAAGUGACGUAUUGGUUAUGCAUACACAAUGACAGCUUUUACAUGCCAAAAUGGUUAAAAAUGACUCAAAAAUUUAACAUAUUUAUUGAUCUGUGUCUAAGGUUCUUCUGUUGUAGGCUUAACACACAUUACUAAUCAAGGAGCUCAAUAAAACCCCAGAAAUGUUAAACCCUCGACAGCUGCAAAGUUUUAAAGGUGGCUUUAGUGUCAUUGUUUUGUAAUUCGUUGCUGUUCUGAUCAUUUUGAGAACAAAAUCCCAGAAAUCAGGAAGACUACAUUAUGGAUGACCAAAGCCUUUAGCUUAUGCAGGUGUCUGGCCCAUGCAGUGUUGCAGGUUCCUCAAAACUACAGUCUAACUAAAGGCACCAUAAAUCACUGAUCUUGUCCAUUCCACUGUCUCUUUUUUACUCUGUUUAUCUCAAGGUUAAUCAUCAGACAAGGUGAAAAAUCUGUCACCUCUAAAUGGGGCUAAUUCUUACCCUUCUUCACAGAAUAGGUAACCACCAUUGAGAAGGCAGCUGUGAACCUCAGGACCUCAUUUCCAGGCUCCUGCACAGGGCUGAGUGAAGGACAUUUAGGAAACAAAGCGGUGUCUCUCCCCGUGGGAAACCUGGAUCCUCCACCCUGCCCACCAACAUGACCAAUGUGGUGAUUGUCAAGGAAGGAUGGCUGCAUAAAAGAGGUAAAUAAUGCACAAUAAUGUCAGUAGAUCAUGAUUUGAUAUAAAAGUUAAAAUUUUGACCAGUGUCAAAACAAACCUUUGCGUUGCUUAAAGCCAAAGUUCUAUUAGUGAACUGCGUGAACCCUGUUACUCAAGUUUUUUCUUGUGUGUAUCUUUCACAAUGAAAUGAAGGUGAAGUUUAGUCAUCGCCACCCUUGUACAAGGACGCAAACUUGUGGGUUAACCAAGUUGGCGAAGAACACAAAUUGUGAAAACACCUUUAAAAUAUGCUGCUUAUGCAAAUGUUUAAGUCUCUUGUUGAUACUUGCAAGAGACAGGCAUUUAAUAUGCAAAACUGCUAGUCUCUUUUUAAUACUUUACAAAUUUUAAGGCACAACUUCAGAACACAAGACAACACUGUACUCAAAAUGUUCUGGCAAAUCUGCAGUACUUUCUUGGGUUGGCAAGAGUUUAGAGUCAUACUGUUUUUCACAGAUUUGACUUUCAAUGCUACAGAAAUGCCUCAGUGGACUUCCAAAUGUCCGAAAUGAUUGAUCACUCUGUAACUGUAUUAAAAGAUCUCGUAAGCAAUACUCAAUGCUCGGGUCAUCCAGCUGCAGAGCAGAGUCGCCAGCGGGCCCCAUUUAGCUGCUCUGACAGCGCUGUGUGGCGUGGCGUGGCUCUGUGUCGGGCGUGAGUCCUGUUGUUUGGACGAAGAGGCAUUCCUCACAUACCUGCUGGCUUUGAGCAGCUUUAUGUGUGCAUACUAGCUCUGCCUCACGGAGCCCACUCCACCGCCGCCUCCCCCACUACCAGGGGCAAAAUAGGAUAAGGAGGUUCUCUAAAACCAUUGAAGGCUCCCGGGCCCAGUGCCAAGGAUCCAAAGCUUUUACUGGAAGAGGAGACACAGAGAGUCUGACUCAGGGGAUAACGUGAUGGGAGCAGGUCACUGGGAGAGUUCCUGGGUUCCAAAGGGAAACAGAGCGCCGCUAUGGUGUGUUAACUCAGGUUCUCCCCUCUUCAAGGCCUCUGCUAGGAGCACAACAGGCUGCUGUUUAGGAAGAGGGUCAGUGUGGUUCAACUCAGUUGGUUCCAUGCAACCACACCCCGGUCCCUCCAGUGACGAAAAGGACAAAAUAUUGGGUGCUAAUAGUUUAAUUUGCAGAAACUAUGUCGAGUUUAGACCAUUGCUGCAAAAAAAUGGAAGUAUAUGAGAAAAUUUUAAAAUUAAUUUGUUGUUGCAAAAUGCUUUUGAGACAAACUGUGCAGACCUAAAGCACCACAGUCAAAGGAUUAAGCUGACAGGACCUUUGUUUGAGUCUAUCCUUUUUUUAGUCGGCUAUUUUAGAUUUCGUUCCUCUCUCUUUGUAUUAUUUCUGCCACAGAACUAGCAAGAGUAGUUUUUGACGCCUCUGGUAGAUGAGAAUGCUAUAGUUGUACAUAAUAUGUAAAUAGAGCAGGUUUUAAACAGUGACUGAUGGGAAACCGUGAGGUUUUGUGGAAGUAACAUCCACACUCAGAGCUCUAUCAGCGAUCCCUUCUGGUUGUGACACACACUCGUACACACACUAAACAAACAACCCUUCAGGAAUAGUGAGUUGGCAUGCUGUUGCAGCCCAGCAGCUGUGCCCUGUGAAAUGUCACCCAGAGCCUCCGUGUUUUGAUUGGAGGGCAUCCACCUGCCUCCUUGACAGGAUGGCUUCUAGUGUCACGUCACUGUCACGCAGGCUUUGCCCCAGAGCCACAGCACAGAAGGUGAACCUGCAGUAGCCUUGUCUCGCUGUCCAUCACCUCAGCCAGGUAGCCCCCACUCAGCCACUGACGUCCCAUGUUGCACCUUGAGUGGAGCUUGUUUGUGUGGCGGCGCCACCCAAGUGACUCACAUCUCCAUGUAGGCGUAAUAAUAAAUGGCUUACGCCGCUUUUAAGUGUGUGCAGCAUGCUCAUUACUCCCAUGUGUACAGUCAAAACAAUAAUUUCAUGUUUCACAAAAGAUAGCCUUACAUACAUAUUUCCAUCAACAUUUUGCGUGUGUGUUCCAUUGACGGGAUCUCGCAUCAAAGUAAGUUUUUAUAAGAACUAACAAAAACUGACGCACUGUAACAGCCAUUCAGUGAAGGAGAUGUACUAAUACCUUUCGUCUUGAUCAAUACCUAAGUUUAACCGAUGAGUACUCAUCUGAUGCCAGGAUCAUCAAAAAAAACACAUUAUUGACCAUGCAUAUGAUAAUUGCUAUCAUUGCUUGCUGGAUGGUCUAUACAGAUACCUUCAAGAAAUCCUUACCUAGAAACAAGCUAAAGUUUGUGAAGGCAGCAGUUGACGCUCAUAUUCAGGUUCUGCCAUAGAGCUUCAGAUUCUGUCUGUAGGACAUCUGCACAGACACAGGGAAUGUGUGGAGCAGGAAGUGGGGAAUGACACGCAGUGAAGGGUUGCAGAUGCAAAUCGAACCCGCGACUGUAAUGAUGAGGGUUUCGGUCUCUGUUUACAGGGUGCACACUUUGAUGUUAAGAUAAAAUUGUGGCCCCAGAAAACUUGAUUUUUAUCAAGAAAGAACUCAGCAUUCGGUUUUAGAAGUUUACAUUUUUUCUGUGGUAAGUCCCAACAACUCAAUUAAAAUAUUUCUUUACCUGAACAUAGAGAAAAAGCACAUCCUUAAAAGUCCUGUGCAUAUAAAUAGGAAUAUUUAGCCAUAUCUAGUGGUCAGAUUCUAUAUUUAAAUGCUCGGGUUUUCAGGUUUAUUUUAUACAUUUGAUUUUUUUCAGUGUCUACUUAUAUUAGAGUUAUAUUAGGGUCGUUCUAAGUUCACAAAAGAGAAUUGUUUUUAUAUGCAGUUGAUUAUACUUUCAAUCAAACACUUAUGAAUACUGUAAUCCAUUUUUUACCAUAUCUACUCUGUACUACACCCCGUGCUUUUAAAAAAAGAGAUUAUUUACACAGAUUGUGGGGAUUUUAACAGUUUUGAUUGGUACUUCUCUCCACUGUAGCACUGUUUUAUUGUUGUUUUCUAUCAUCAUUUGAGCACUUUUCCUGAGUUUAGUUGUUCUUUGUCACCACAGACAAUAAUGUGUGGUGCUUUGUAGGCUGCUGGUUUCUUUUUAGAACAGUAAUGGACAUUGUGGUGCCAUGCAAAAUACAGUAUAAGAUGCAAGCAAUGUGUGUCUCAUUCACCUUGACUGAACAAUGGAUUUCAACUCGUAUUUGAGGCAUUUCUAAUUCAGCUCUACUGUAUGGUGAUUCAUAAUGAAAGCAUCUGAUGGCAUGCCUUAUACAGGCAUAGAGCAUGGCAGCACCAGCAUGUAAGCUUAACUAAUUCAUGCCACUCACUCUCACUCUUUGAUUCCUGUCUGAUUAGUCAUGUGCAGCUUGCAUGUGUAAACUGUAAAGAAGAUCCUAGAAGAAAGUAGAGCAAGCAGCACUGUGCCGAAGAACCCUGUAAACCCCCAGUAGAGCUAAUCUGUCAUUAGAGCUGCAGAUUCUCAGCCUUGGAGUGCUGUGUACAUUUGUUCCAGACAGGCUGCACUCAGUGAAAUGAUCUCAUUCUGAAGGACACACCUUCAUACUUUCUCUUUAAGCCUUGUGCUGCGGUAAUGUGUCUGGACUGUGGACACUGCCUGGGAUGUGUUGUUGUGGCUGUUAUCUGGGUUGUCUGUUGUGGAAGGACAGUUUUGGAAUGCAGGACGAGGCAGCUGUGUAGGAUAUGGGGUGUGUGUGUGUGUGUACGUGUGUACGUCUGGCCAUGCAUAUGCAAAUACUUGUGAGUGUGUGUGGACAGUGUGAAGCAUGUUUAUUCAAGAGUUACGCUGCCAGCCGGACAUCACCCAAUGCCCUUACGCACUGACUGCAGUACAAGCACAGGCUUGCGAAAACACUGUAACUUUGUUGUUACUAUCGUAAGCAGUUGUUAUGCGUCCACAAAUCAUACUUCCCUUUUUCGAUCCCUCACAGGACGCUCCCACACACUUUGAAUGUGCCUGCGGCCUCUAGUGGCCACAGAGACCGAGCAGCAUGCGAUUCCUCUUUGUGAGUGUGUGUUUUCCCAAAGUUUCCAUCAAAGCCAGAGCAUCAUCGGACAUCAAAGAGGCAGAUUGUGGGUUCCCUAGUUUCCAGGGAAGUGCUGUGGCCAAAAACCCAGUGAAGCUCAACAGAACAGCACUCGAUUGUCCUCCCUUCUUCCCUGGCCCUUGUUUGUUUGACUCAUUUGCUCCCUGACAAGUAUAAAGAGCCGGCCCCUUCGUUAGGCUAACGAAGGCCACAACAACUGUUGGAUUUGGGUAGCACGCUCAGCUGGCUCCGACCCAUGAGAGGGGGAAUGAGAGUGGGAGAGGGAGGGGGGUGAAAGCAGAGGGCACACCAGUGCAGAUAGUGAGGGGCAGUCAUAAAGAUAGGGGCAGUGAGAGAGAGAGACAGAAGUUGAGCAGCGUCUUUGUGAUGUUCCCAGAACAUUGCUCAGUGACCCAAUCAGCCUCAGGAGAGCGGAGGGAUGUUGUGUGUGACAUGCCACAGAGAGAGCCUCUCGUGGUUCGGUUUGGAGCUCAUCAGCUGAUUGGCUCCUUUGCCAGUCAUGCGGCUGAAGGACACCCAUGAGCUGCUCCUCCAAGCGAGACCUUGUUGGUGGUCCAGAGAACUGCAUUAGACAGAGUUGAGAACAAGAGAAGGGGGAGAGGGGGGAAAAGCAGGCAUGGUUUUUGUAAAACUCCAGACACAGUAGUCAGUGUCGAUGAAACCAUUUUAUUUUUUUCAUCUUUUAAAUUUUUGUGCCUCGUGCAUCUGGUGUCCAGACCUCCAACAGUUUAGCCAGCAUUUUCCGCAUUUAUAUUUUUUGUUCUCUGCGAGGAGAAUGCUCGGUUUCCUGCUCGGUUUACACGCUCUUCAAAGGACCAGACCCACCUGAUUAAGAGUGUCUCAUGAUGCUGCAAUGCUGACUGUCUCAGGACUUAGGGACUUUGACUGGCUGCCAGCUCUGCUGCUGGGCUUGCACAAGCUCCUACACGUCCACUCAUUAUGACUGUUGGGGGCCACACACCACUGCAGCGCACACACACACACACACACACACACACAAAACAGACACAAACUCAUAUCAUGUACUGCUAGACUGCAGCAAUAGCUAGUCCAGUGUGGAGAUCUUUUUUGUCUAUAAUCUGUGGCUUUUUUUGGUAAUAAAUAAGUUUUAAGAGCAGAAAAGGCCCAGCUGUGUUUAGAAGAUCAUAAACUCAUUCUGUUUUUGUUUUUAUCAGGCUUUCAAGGAAAAUUUAGAGGCAUUUGUUCCCUGAAAAAGCAGUUAUGCACGGCUUCAUUCCUUUGCUAAAGAGAUUACAUUUCGUAUUGGAUUUAGUUAAAAUCUUGUAUUUAAAUGAAAGUUGCAGAGACAGUUUUAUUGGAGCAUUUAAUGCAUGAACAAUAAUGUGAUCAAUUGAACCCUUUUGUGUAACUCCUGUUAUUUGACGUCUAUCUGAACCAAAUGUCUUCUAGCAUUACAUUUAUAACUAAAAGACGGCCUAUCAGUGAUAAUCAGCUGAAGUUUUAUUAUCAGAGCUCAUAUAAGAAGGAAUUUGAUAAGCAAAUGUAAGACAUUAAAUAAAACUGUUAAUCAUAAAUCAGAGCAGAAAUCGAGGGUCUUUUUUAAUACCAGAGGAAUAUUCUGGCGUUAAACUAACACUGAGUUAGACACCUCCUUGACAGAUGAAUGUUGCUGACUGUUUGCUCCUCUAGUUAUACCAACUUUAGUAAGGACCUCACGAUAGCAAUACAUAGCGGUCUAUUGCUCCACAUGCACACCUCAACAAAAAAACGCCACUCUAUAGCCACAAAUAAUGCUCAGAACAGCACCUAACUUCAUCAACAGUACAUAUAGGGUCCCAGCCAAAGUACUAGCCACUAAAUAUCUUUUUAACUUUGCCUGAUUUCUUUAGCAAAGAGGGCAAACACAACUCACCCACUCUCUUCCAGCAGCCGCUUGUUUGUGUGGGAGCCCUGACAAGUCGAUCACCGAGUGCAGCAGAUCAUUUCCAUGAAGUAAUAAUCAUCAUAAUAAUCAUUUUGCUCUGCAGACGUGGUAGUUCUUCAGCCUCAACGUCUCGGUCUGAUUGCAUUUCCAUGAAGUAAUACUCAUAAAUGUUCUUCCUUGAGCUGCGAAACUCCGCUGCACUCGGUAAUGGACUUAUCAGGGCUCCCUCCACAAACAAACAAACGGCUGCUGGAGGAGAGUGGGUGAGUUGUGUUUGACCAUAACUUAAAUUUACGCCGGAAUAUCCCUUUAACAACACCCUUAGUUCCAUAAGAGUAAGGACAUUGUGAUUCAGGGGGUAAUUUUUUUGUCUUUUUUCCUUGUUCUCCUUACUCUCCUGGGUUCCCAAAUGUUUACAGAGUAUUUUCAGAAGAAGAGGUGGUGCAACCCAGGCCCCUGUCAUAACCGUUUUAAAAUGUGUGGCUGGCACCAAAUUUCAUCAAGGACGUAUUUUUUAAAAUUUUUUAGUUUCAACAUUCAGUCUGUCAUCUUAUAGUCUUUGCCCAAUUUAGAUUAAAUUGAAGCUUUAAACUGUCACCUCUGCUUGUAUGAAAAUAUCAAAAAAGCGCCAUAAAAUGGUGAUUUAUGUCUCUUAAGAGAGCUGGAGAAUAACAAAAUAGGGGUGCAUGGUUUUAUGAUGGGUUUCGUAUUUCUUUUCAAAACUUUUCAAAUAACUUUCGACAACCAACCCUAACUUUAGUUAUGGAAUAAUCAGACACCAUCCAGCUGAUAGAAGCUGGAAGCCAAUCUGCAUAUGGAGCCCCUGUAGGCGGGGUCCAGCAGCAGAGGGUGUCACACCAGGAAGCCAGCGCUCUGGCCGGGUGUCUGGCCGUCAGCAUGGACCCCCCGCCCUGGGUAAUGGGAAAUAGUCUUCCUGUUAAAUGUGGUGGAGAGAAGUAAAUUAGUGGGGUGCAGCUGUCGGCGGGCGGGCAGGCUGGCAUGGUGGGGGGACCAGGAGGCUGAGGGAGGUGGCACCUCCACUGCUCCCCUCAGCUCGAGGUGGGCCCGCUGUGUGCUUACUUUGCUGUGCAGAGUCCGCCUGCUCCACACAACUGUGGUGCCCCUGCUGCGCUCUCCAUCUCUGUUACUCUUUUCCCUUUUUGUCUCCCGUUGUUCCCUCACUGCCCUCAUUCCUGUCGAACCUCUUGUUCUCUUUAGUUUCUACACUCAUUCUUUGUCUCCUUUUGAUUCGAGCCUAUUUCUGCUCCCCUCCACCCUUCAUUCCCUACUUCCAGCACAUGCUCUUCACCCACAUCCCCACCACCCUGUUGCUAGGAUAAUGACCCUGCUGAAAACUCAGGCCCAUGGCGGAAGCAGCUCUGGAUCAGCGAAAGCUCCCAGUCUCCGACAUCAAUCACAUCACUGGCACCUCUCUCUAGUUUAGGAAGGGAAAGGGGGAUGGGGAUGGAGUUGCGGAGGAGGGGGGCUCAGCUGUCUGCAGACUAAGGGUUGACUGUAUGAUCAGUUAUGUGUAACAUCCUCAACAUCAGCAUAUAAUGUUAAUUAGAAAAAGUUAUCACACUUUGAAAAGAUGAUCCCUGACAGCUGGAGACCGUAUCCUUCCAGAAAAAAUGGAUCCUCUGGAGUUCAUAUCUUGUUCAUUCAAGGGUGUCAGAUCUUACACUGGUCAUUGAGAGUUCAUUGGCACUAAUUUGCUCCAAAUAAUGUGUGUUUAUUUGUUUGUCAUGCAGUAACCCAGUUAACUAAUCCAUGGACUGCUUGUUUACCCAGGAAGAGGGGGCAAAUCUCAGCCCCAGUGUGGCAGGGGGGAACUUCCCACAGUGUCUCUAUGGUAAUCAGCAGGUGUCACUCACCACCGAGAAGAAGUGAGGGCUUUCUUACAAGCGUGAGAAAGAAGGGCAGCCUCCAUUGCACUCCCCCCCCAACUCCCCAUCCCUUCCCCCUUGCCUUUUUUUUUCCUGUUGGGGCAGCAGUGGCAACAGCAGUGACAGAGAGAAAGAGAGAGGGAUAAGGGGAAGAGACAUAGAGGGCUACAUUGGAGGCCAGGGUGGCCCUUCCUCACAACAGGUUGAUGCUGCUGCCAAAGCCCUGGCAAUGGAGUCCCCCAUCCAGCUGCAUGGGAGAGAGAGGGGCCAACAAAAGAGAGGAGGGGGAUGUCAGGAAGACAUAGAGAGAUGGGGAAUAAAAUGAAGCAGCCCAAAUUCCUGGACAGUUUAGGAUAGCAUGUGAGCUGGAGCUGCCUUAUAUGGUCAUUGUGAAAGGGGGUAAAUGAGAAGAUGGGUGAUUCUUCGGGCAGCACGAGAAGUCUCGAUAAGUGCUUUGCAGUGAGAGCAGGGAAUGAUAUAAGGCGGAGUUUUGUGGUUGCUGGGGCUCAGUUGUGACCCCUACAUCAGGGAGCCCCCUCUCCUCUGGAGCGGGCGACCCAUGGCUCAUUGAGAUGCAGGGCACAGGGUGGCAGGCCGCAGCUGCAGCCUACAGGCAGAACCCGGCAGAAAAGGGCCGAAGGGAUGGCGGGGGCGGCUGAGGAAAAACCAACAAAAGACGCAGCCCGCUCCCCUCCUCCUCCUCCCUCGCUUUGGAGUUCUAAUUCCCUAAUCCUCAACCUCCGCCUACCUCCCCUUCUCAUCCGAUUCUCACCACUCAAACACACACUCACACACACAUGCAGAGUCCAGGCAGCUACCACUGGCUCCCUUCCUCUCAUCCCCAAGCCAUGAAUGGCCAGACGGGGACAAAACCCAACAGCAGCCCCCUCAGGAAGUCCAACCACUGGGUGUGGGCACUGAGAGGCACAUUUUGUCUGACCCUCUCUGGGUUGCUCACACUUCCAAGUCAUGUGAGAGUGUGUUCAGUGGCAGGUGACAGUAGUGGGUAGCUCUGUUUAAAAUAUCGUUCUUCAGAUUUUAUUAAAAUCCUUCAAAGAAGAGACACAGAAGAUAGAAGGGGAGAGAAAAAGCAGAGCUGUCGGUUUGGACACACUCUGGCCUCUCCUUUUAGGGGCUUGAGGAUGAAUGCUGCUUGAUGUGUCUUAUUAAAAGCCAACAAGCCAGAGCAGCUGGGACCUCAGCAUUCCUGUCGUUGUCACAUAGAGACGGACAGAACAGGAUGCUCCUUGGAAAGAGCCACUAACCUCUGUCACUCUCUCUCCCUUGUCUGUCUAAAGCCUUCCACAUUUUUUCCUUUUAUUCAUUGACCUCUCGAUGAGCCUGCCAGGACCUGUUAAGCCAAGUUUACUCACAAACGACUUCAGUGCCAGGAAAAAGUAAACAUCAGUGUAUGUUUUUGUCCUUUUAAGGUCCUUGUUUUUGGUAUUUCCAAUGCGUGAUAAGGUAACUUUUUAAAAUGUAUGCUCUCAUUUUUAUACCAUCAUCUGAAGUGCAAUAAGCCAGGAUCAUAAACACUGCUUAUAGUUUUUACCAGCAUGCAUGUAAGCAAACAAGGCCACGCUCAGCCAUGUCCAGCUGUGACCUAACCUGUUCCCUCCCCUUGUACCUCGUGUGUUUGUGUGUGUGUGUGUGUGUGUGUGUGUGUGUGUGUGUGUGUGUGUGUGUGUGUGUGUGUGUGUGUGUGUGUGUUUGGGGUAUAGAAGGCGUGCUGGUGGCAGGCUGGAGCUGUCCACACACCGGGCUAUGCAGCAGUUGGCAAAUAAAGAUGAAUUCUGUUGUGUUUGGCAGCGGUUCUCCGUUCAUUAUUUUCCACUUUGCCCAGCGCACAUCCCAGACCUCAGCAGCUGCUUGUCAUGUAAAGACACUCUAUCAGGCCCUGACAGCUCCUCCCAUGCACACACACAGUACGCAUGGAUCAUACACACUCCACUUGUGCUCACACCCCCCUGCUCACAGCGCUACAUAUGUAGCGAACAUAUGUAGUGAUCUGUCUCACUAGCACUCCACUCAGCACAACUCUCCGCGCACUACACAGCUUUCUCAUCCUCACUAGUUUCCUCAUCUCUCAUCUGGUGUCACAUCGCUCUUCCUCCUCUUCUUUUGUCCUUCUCCUAAUCUUAUUGAGUCCAGCCACAUGUCUGCUGUCACACUUGACUUUAUGACUGUGAUUUCCUCAGAGCAAUACGUGCAUCUACAUGUACAGUCAGGCCCGAAGGAGGUUUUAUCUUAUCUAGGCUGUGGUCAGUCUGUCUGUUGGCCAGUUUCCUGUUUUGGAGAGCAGUGUGACAUCAAAAGGCUGUAGUUUACAUCUGUGAUGAUGAACUAGCUUAAAAGCAGAAGGCUGUCCUGUAUAGUUGUAAAGCCCAUUGUCCUUUGUCAGCGGUCUGACUGUAUUCUUCACUACACACAGGAUGUAUUUGGGGUCUAAUUUGCAGCCGGAUAAUGAAUGGGGGGUUAAUAUCAAGGGAAAUGAAUAAAUCUGGGUCUGAUUUAUCUGUAUGGUAGUACUCAAUACUAUUAGCCAUGCUUUUCUUUCUGUGUAUGAACCAGAAAUGUUAAAAAAAAAAAAAAAAGGUCAAGUGCAGCUGUCAGUUUCACUUUCUUGUCUUGUCAGUGCUUUAAAAAGGCCACAGUGUGGAAAGUAGAACUGAAUGACAGCAUAAGAAGGGGAAAUUGGUGUAAAUGGGAAGCUGACAAGGGUCAUCUAUGUUGUUUAUGCCCUGAGUGCAGACUGUUACGGGAAGGAGGUGGGUUGCACUAAAGGCUUGCGGAGACUCAAAAAACAGACAACCGGAUAUAGCCGCUUCCACUGUUGUCAUGUGACCAGGUUUGUGGUUGCAGACGAGGAAGCUGCAGUGUCUAGAAAGAGCUUGCACUAGUUAAGGAUGUGCAGCUGUUUUUCUGGGUGCUGCAACCCUGUGACAGUUUUUUAAAAACUGAUAAAAACUUAACAUGUAAACAUUUUUAGUAUGUCCUCCAUUUCCAUGUCCUCCCUUUUUUUCUCUAACCUCAAGAGGAGCUCGGUCCUUGGUGUCCUAUUUCGGUGUUUACCUCUAUUUGGCCUCACCUCAGCAGCCCCUGCAGACCUGCCAUGUUUACAGCCACAUCAUUCAAGCUAGAGACAGUUGUUCAAGGGGUCUAAUCAUAGAGAAAGUUGAGCCGGUGAUGUCAUUGUCCCGACACCCAUGUGACCGAGGCCACCUCAGCGUGGGAGAAUGUCUUGAUGAUACACGCAAUGCCUUGCGCUGCUGCGUCAUGCAUGACCACCCAUGCUACUUCUGGUGGGUGCUGUGCGUCAGAGGAGCUGGCAGGCAAAGCUCCGAUCCUUCCAAACGGGAUGGUGUUGUAAUCUGUUACACACAAAUACCUCUCAGUACCUACAAAGCUGCAUACACACACUGUUAUAUUUACAUACAAGCACACACAUGCAUACACAUAAACACCUGUCUGUGCCUAUGAGAAUCUGAGCGCUGUAAAGUAUCAAAGGUCUUAACACAAUCUGGAAGUGAUCUGUUGCACACUCACUGCCAAAGUCAAAACUUCAGAACACAAAGUUUAGUCUUCACCGCUGAGACGACGAGCUUGUACGUUAAGUUCUGUCUGGUGUUCUGGUGUCAGGUAGGGAACUCAUUAUGCUCUUGGUGCAUUGUGCACAUACUGUCCUCACUGUGGGCUGGCAUGGACUAUAGCCGGGGGAUAUGGGUCAGCCAAAACCUGACCACAGAGCGAGGCACCAGCUGGGGCCCAGCUGAGGAAAACCAGGCUCGGUGCGGAGGCCUCAUGAGACACUCUGGCUGCUGUGUGAAACAUUCAGGCAACUUAUGUUUGUGUUGAACAUGCUUUUGGUUCAACUUCAAGCACACACCUAUUUGGAUACAUGUUUCCUUCUGUGCUUUGAAUAUUUAGAUUUUAUGCUGAAGUCAGGCCGCCUGGCUCUCCUGAAGGCCCGUGAUGAAUAGCACUCUGCCGUGUGGUUUCUCCAGAGAACAGCAUACAUGUUCAGGUGACUGAUGCGUAAGUUGAUUGGUGAAGCUCGUCGUGUAAAACCGACAAACGACUCGUCAAAGUAAUUGUGUUAUAUUAAAACAGGCAUGAGGGGAAUCCAUCGAAAGGAUUCCUGCCUGUAUGUAUUUCAAUUAGAAAAGCACAUAUCUGACGGCUGACAUGGUCGAGCUAAUUUCUAAAUGAGCUAUGGUUGGCGUGGAAACACUUAACAUAUCACAAGAUGAAAAAUCUCCGGUUCCACAAUGAAAAAUGUCAAAAGAUAUUGGACAUCUGCUGUUGAUUGAAGGCUUAGUAUGUUGCAGGUCCUGCAGAUGUUUCUUCCAGUGAGAUGUUUUUUUUUUGUGGAGAACAGUAAAUCAGGUUUUUUUACACUGAUUGUUUGGAUUGAGUGUAAAGGUUUGAUGCUGAAGGGUCAUGUACAGAUGUUAUAUGACAUGAACUUUUUAAAGUGUUUUUCCUUCUCUUUUAUCUGGUCACAGGAGGCAUAUGGAAAAUAUCCCUUUAGAAAUUGCAGCUUGUGUCAUUACUUUCUAAGAAAUAUGUAGAAAAGAAGGAAGUCCUUCAUUUCAAAGUGACAAAUCUUAAAAACGACUCUCAGCAUUGAAAAUCGUCUUCUUGUCCUUUUAAAAUCAAUCUAUAAGGAUAUAAAUUGCACAGAGAGAGUAUUAUUAUCCUUGUGUUUGAUUUGUGCUGUCCAAAGCAUCAGGUUCAUCAGUCAGUGUAACAGAAUAACAGAAGCUCUUAUUGACAAAUCUCCACCUCUCCUCUUCAGACACACACACAAACACACACCAUCUCUCUCACACACUCCACACUUCUGUGUUAGAGGAAAUGGGGCAAUUAAGGACAGCUUGCCAUAGCUCUGCAUGGGGUUAAUAUGCGGCUCCGUAAUUAAAAAUAAAUUACACUUUUCCUGUAUAAAUAUUCAAGUCCCACUCCACUGUGCACCACUGCCUUGUUAUGGUAUGUAAGCUAUUUUUUUCCCCCGUCUGCACAACAUCUGGCCCGACGUUUCCUGAAGCAUCACCAGAAUAAAUUGAGUUUUUUCCGCCUACGAGAGACUCUUUUGUGUGACACAAGUGUGGCCGUGUGAAUCGGAUGGAUAUGCAUGGCUUGAGGUCAUGUCUAUUGUCAAAAAAAACAAGGCGGCAGAUGUGUAAAGUUUUAUUUUAAAACUCACAAACGAACGAGUGUUACAAAAUGAUUCAUCUCAGUGAGACUUGAGUCUGUACUGGUAUUAUUGAGCAGUCACAUUUUAGCAGACUUUGCUGUAUGCCGAAAUACUGUCUGUAUGGAGAGCAAAAGCAGGUGGACCAUAACACGUGGUGAUGAUAUCUCAGCUCUGUUGGUGGUGGUGAGCAGAUGGUAUUUUCUGAAUAAAAUAUUUAAGCUGGAGUGUAAAAUCUGCUAGACUUUUAACUGCCUCUGAAAGGUUGUUUCCUUUGCCUCUUCAGGAUCAAUCUGGCUAAGUUUUAAUGCAUACCUUUCCCAAAUGUGAGCCAUGACAUUGUUAUUUUAAGUAAACGGUAAGAAAAAAUGUAUGUUGCUAGCUUCUCGCCUGUUGUCAUCAGCUCAUAAUAGCAGCAAAUGUCUGUGUCUAUGUUUGAGAGAGUAUCUGUUGAGGUCAACACAACGAGUCAGAGACAUGUUUGGUUUAGUCCUCUGAAGCUCGCUUCUAGUCUGCGGUUGAGCCAAAAGGCCUCAGGCAACAUCGGCCAUGACUAGCACCAGAAUAUCCCAUUUGUCAGAAAGAAAAUAGUAAAGCUGUACUGUGUUGGGGAAAUAUAUUUUUUUUAAAAAGCGUGGUGGAGUGAAAGAGUACAAUAUCUCUGCAUUGCCUACCAACCAGGGUACAGGAAAGUUUGCAGACAGUUUGGAAGUUCCCAGAGAGUCCACAUUGCUGUUGACUGCAACAGAGGUGACAGACAGGGCAAAGGGUCCUGACUCCUUCAAAACCACCAUUUGUCCAGCAGCUGACCUACACUAAAGAAAAGACAGUGACAAGAUGGUCAUUUUAGGGAGCACCAGAGAACAGCAUGGUAAUUAGAAUGCAGGAAAUGGGCCACACCUCGGGGAAUUAAAACAGAAAGAGAAAGGACAACACGGCUGUCAUUAAUCACUAAACCGCUGCUGGCAGCACAUGAAGGAUGUACAAGCAUGCAGUCAUCUCCAAAAAAGGAUUUUAAAUCAGCAGAAAAAAAACUUUAUGCCAAGAAUUGUUUAUUUUUUUGUCUCUAAUAACGCAGCAACUUUCUUUUCAAUCUCUUUCUUAAAUCAGGAGAAUACAUCAAGACCUGGAGGCCGAGAUAUUUUCUCCUGAAGAGUGAUGGUACAUUCAUCGGCUACAAAGAGCGACCACAAGAUGUUGACCAGCUGGAAACCCCCUUAAAUAACUUCUCUGUCGCACGUGAGUAUCUGCCUCAGAGAAACCACUGCAUUUUCCCCCUCCGCUUCUUGGCAGCUUGUUUAAACCUUUUUUAUUUUUUUUAUUUUCUGCUUUCUCUUUUCUUGUUGUGAUCUUCACAUACUUGUUAAACUUUUGGGGGGACUAUAAACAUGCUAUACAAUCUUAGGCGUAAAAGAGGUCACCAUGCACAUAUAUUAGGUAAAAGUGCAAUUAUCAAUAUACAAGAGAAAAUCAGACAUUUUACUUUAUAAUGAACAAUCAAUUGUUUUCCUUUUUUUAGAAACAAGGAAUGUGGAACAACCGUGUGCGUUAGCAGAUUGCAAUGCUUGUGGGAAAGCUAAUUAUGAUAUUAGCUUUCAUCAUGUCCCUAAAGACAUUAGAGUCCGAGAGCUGAAUAAUGCCUGUGUUACUUACCGUAUUUUUCAGGCGCACCUGAUUAUAAGGCACACCAUCAAAGAACGCGUCUAUUUUCAUACAUAAGGCACACCGGAUUAUAAAGCACAUUAAGCCAAAUAAAACAAUCAGAUAAGUCAAACUUUAUUUAACUCAUUCAAUAACUCUGCGGGGCUAAGGUAGCUGCAGUGCUCCGACAAGCCAAAAGGAUUUUAAGGGCACCUUGUAGAGCGAAAAAUACGGUACUACUUGUACUACAUCGACAAUGUUAGGCUGCAAGCUAGCAUGAAGACCAGUGUGCGGCGCAGCGCUGUCUCCCCCCACGACUCAGAGGCGAAUUGCUAAUGAGCUACUGGAGCUCCUCUCAUUAUUAUUAUUAUUUUUUGCUCUGCAAAACCAAAACCGCGCUUACUCUUCCUUCUACCGUGGUGGUGACGUGUUGUGUCACCUUGAAAACAAUCUGUGCAAAAUAGUGAUGAUUUGAGCUUAUAAACCAGUACUUAAGGCAGAGGAAAUUCCUCGAUAAAUAUUUGUAAUCCAGGUACUCAAGGUACUCAAAGAAUUGUUCCAGCCCUAUAUAAAAGCAAAAGUCCCCUCACACAUCAUGACCAAGGAACCGUGCAUCAGUGUGCGUCACUGGUUCAAUGAUAAUGAAUGAAACCAUUAGUAAAUUGGCUGGAGUGUCAUCUCCACAGCAAGUUUCUUUCAACAGGAACGUCGCUCCAAGGCAAAGCAGGCUCUGCCACAGAAUGUGCACACAAGAUGUCAUGACAUUAAUAUAUUAGAUGUCAGUCGUCUCUUCUGAAUGUCUUCUUCAGACUCUAAAUUUUAUAGUGUCAUGAAAAAUAAUAACAAUAACAGCAACAAGACAAAAAAAAGGAAGAUAUUCCCAGAGCAGCCCAGCCCACUCCAUCUUCACAUCAGAGAAAGUUGCCCUGGUAUGCUGUGCCGAUGACUGAACACAGCAAUUAGACAGCAUACUGUUUGCUUAACAAAAUGUUUCCUCUCCGACACUCUUGAGUUAUCGUGGCUAUUAGCCGCCUGAUUUCAAGUAUUUAUCUGGGCUCAGCUCUGAGGCUCUGUCUCCAUCAGUGGAGGCUUCGCUUUUUGUCACCACUGCGACCCCUCCGCGGAGGACACAUGGAGCGUGGCUGCUGACGGGGCUGCUGCAGCUGGAUUACACAUUCAUUUUGAUGGAGCCAUGUUGGAUCUCAGUGGUGGUCCACUCCCCUGUCCUCCAUCUAUCAGAAAGAGGCGAUUUUGUGUCACGUAGUGACAUAUUUGCUGACAUGUUUCAUUUGGGAACAGAUGUUAAUGUGAAGGAGGUGCAGAUGGAAAUCUCUGCUUUCUAAAUUCAGUUAUUAGACUGUCGUGAAUAAUUGUUUUGCAAACUGCUUACGAGACAGUUAUUUCACUGGAGAAGUGUAAGAAUUGAGGGAAACAAAGGACAAAGACUGUAGCUAUUUAAUUCACCCUUGAUGAGAAAAAGUUCAACUUGUUCUUACAAGAAUAGUUUUUGUCUGGAGCAGAUGUCCUCUUGGAGUCUUAGAAACUGACUUUGGGAUUUGUUUGUUUGUUUGUUUGUUUGUUUGUUUGGCUUUUUUUUAAUAACUAUUUACUCAAAAACUGCUGAUUUAAAACCCAGUACAUGGAAAACAGCUGUUAGAUUGAUAGUUUAAAUAUAAUUGGUGUAAAUAUAUUUAAUAUUUUCUUCAUUCCAUAGUUUGAAGGAGCCGCACAGUUUGAGUCAUUAUCAAAACUUUUACCAACCAGUUUUGGCUUUAGAAAGGAAAUGACAAGUUAAGGAUCUGGGUUAUUUUCCUCCACCAGAGUGCACCUGUUCUUUUCCAAAUUGGCCGACAGUGUCUGUUAGGGUGGCGAUAAAGAUAAAUGGCUAUAACUGCGGGUCUGUCUCUCCCCUCUGCUCCUCAACACAUCGGCUCUGCUUGCCGUCUCCUUUCCCUGCCUCCCUCCCUGGCUGUGGUCAGAGUGCCAGCUGAUGAAGACGGAACGGCCCAAGCCCAACACAUUUAUCAUCCGCUGCCUGCAGUGGACCACUGUCAUCGAGCGCACCUUCCACGUGGAGACCCCCGAGGAGAGGCAAGCGAGCAACACACACACACCUCACAACUCACAGAGCCGUAAAACACAAAUCAUUUCUGUGAAUCUGGCCCUGUUGUAAGAAAAACCAAACAGUUGAAGAGCUCUGCUUUUGUAACAGGAGCACACAAAAACACACACAUUUAAUCAUUGUUAUGCGCUUGCACAAGGUCCACUGGCUAUUGGCAGAACUCACACUUGAAAUUGGCUUCCUGUUGAUAAGAAGACAAUUACAUGAUUGGGCUGCUGGGCUUGUAUGAUGGUAAAUGGGCUGAUGUAAUCUCUCUGCUGCCUGUGCCUCCCUCAGGGAAGAAUGGACUAAAGCCAUCCAGGCAGUGGCUGAAGGCCUGCAGAAACAGGAGGAGGAGAUGAUGGACUCCUCUCCAGACCCCAUGGACAUGGAGGUCUACCUGACCAAAAUCAGACACAAAGUGGUAUGGACAAUUUACACCUGACUGUGUGUCCCUUUUUUCGCUGCUCUCCCUGCAGCUAUGUUACCUCUUCCUCAACCCGCUUUAUUCCUCCUCUCCCUGAGUGUAUCCUGGUCAUCCAUGUUGACCAUAACUAUCUCCACCACCCUGGUUUUAAACCUUCCUCUGCCUCUUCCUUUCUGCUUUCUACUUUCCUUACAUCAGCCUUGUGUGGCUUAGCACCAUAUAGCAUGUCCACUAGGUUUCACAACCCCCACGUUUGUCAUGACAUAAAGGUCCAAGGCCACCGUAUUGGAUGUCCCUCACACAACCAUUUUCAACAUUCUCUUAAGUGCCGGGGUCAGAGGUUAACUGAGACACAACCACAUAUAGGCCUAAGCAUUAUAGGAGUGGAAAUUGCAUGGUGGGUGAAAUAGUGCCUUAAAUUCUUCUGUGUUGUUGUCAGUGGGGUUGUGUGUCCCGGCUACUUAGAGCACAAAUUCGUUAAUGCUUCUGUUUGUAACCAGAUGCCGCUUUCUCUCCUCUGUCUUUCCAGACUAUGCACGACUUUGAAUACCUCAAACUCCUGGGAAAAGGCACUUUUGGCAAAGUCAUUCUAGUAAAGGAGAAGGCCACGGGACGCUACUACGCCAUGAAGAUCCUGAAGAAGGAGGUGAUCGUUGCGAAAGUGAGUGGAUGCCAAUAAGCAAGGCAGAGGGAAGAAAUACACUGCAGGGGGGUAAUGACUGAUAUCUAAAUGGUUAGCCAUUGUUGGAGUUGCACAAACACCCCCUUUUUAUGGCUUUUUUUUCUUUCAGGAUGAAGUGGCGCACACACUCACAGAGAACAGAGUCCUUCAGAAUUCAAAGCAUCCGUUCUUGACAGUAAGGAGCCCCUCCACACACCUAAACCAAACCUUAUUUUAACUCUCGCAGAUCCUUGGGAGCCUCUUCAGACCAGCCCUGCAGCAUCCAUUCAGAAAAAAAAGGGCCAGUUUGAGCAGGAAUGUGUUGAAGAGCUGUUCUUAUAAAGGCUGCGGAUGAGCUAGGCCUUUCAUAGCAACACUGGACUUCUUUAUUUGUUGGUUAACCCUUGUUUCUGAAAGUAGGGGGUGUUUGUUGUGGAAAAUCCCCCCCUACAAACGCACAAUUUUAGAUCUAAGUGAAAGGAGGCAACACAGCGGGAUGAGUAGAAAUGAGUAUGGCUAAUUUAAGACACAGAGUAGUCAAAAAGCCUCGACUCAUGUAGUACAGGCAACAAAAACAGAACUAACAGUAAGAUGAAGUUCAAAAACAAUCUCAUAACAACAAGUAAAUAUGCUUCACACAUUCUUGUUCUGCCUGCAGGGCCUAAAAUACUCUUUCCAGACACACGACCGCUUGUGCUUUGUCAUGGAGUAUGCAAACGGUGGCGAGGUAAACCAUUUCAACCAUUACUUUGCAUCAGAAUAUUUCAAAGCUUAAAAAGUGAGACUUUUUCCCUCCACAUGGAUGUCCCCUUCAUUUCCCUCUGCGGUGUCCCCAUUUAUUUCUCCCACAGCUUUUCUUCCAUCUAUCAAGAGACCGCGUGUUCUCAGAGGAAAGGGCUCGGUUCUAUGGUGCAGAGAUCGUGUCGGCGCUGGACUACCUGCAUGCUGAAAGAAACGUGGUCUAUCGAGAUCUCAAGGUAGGUGUGGGUGUACAUCCUCGCUUUCUCUCAUCCUCGUCGUCAGCCUCUCUCCUCUGUCUUUCUCCUUUUCCCUCCCUUCACUUCAUUCCUCCCUUGGCAGGAUAUAAAUAGGGUCUGCCUCCAUCCAGAGCAGUGGCUGUGGCCAGGUCUUAUUGAUCUGCCUCCCCCGGAUCAGACUCUAGACCUCUCUGCAGCUGGAGGGAGGCUCGGCUCAUUCGCUUACUGCAGCUAGACAGAAAUAACUACUGGGGCUCUUUGAACAGAUUGCCACCUGUCAUAGCAUGUGUUAUAAGGGGGGGCCCGGGGUGAGAUUGACUUAAUUUAAAUGUUAGUGGUGCGUCAUCUCUAGUUAUUCUAGUUAUCCUCAUCUGAAAUUGAAGAAGUGUAUUUCAGCCCCGGUUUUUUAAGGAUCUUCAUAUAUCUAUGAUACUCUAAAGAUAGAUACAGAGGCAGAUGCUGCAGACUGAUAGGACAUUUUGGGGCUUUAGGAGGGCUGUGGGGGGUUAUCAGUGUUGCAGUGGGCAUCUGUAGUCCUACGACUUCCAGCUGAAAAAAAACAGUCAGGUCAGCACAGCACUCUCUCCCUCCCUCCCUUCUUCCCACCCUCUCUCCCUUGGGUUUAUGAGGCAGGCUCCCAGCCUGCUAGGGUUCUCCUGAAAAUGCCAGGGUAGCAGGAUUGGAGGAUGUGCUGACUCUGGCCGGGCGCUGCUGGCCACGUGUGAGCUACAGCUGCCAGGUGACUUUAACUGAGGGUGAGACACAGAGAGGGAGGGAGGACAUGCUGAUAUUAAAAGGCUGUGCAACUUUAAGUCAUGACACAGGGCGAUGCACAUCCUUGAGACUAUCAGGGCAAUUUACAUGUUUAUGUAAUGAGGAAGUAUGGACCCAUCCUUUUGUGUUUUAUCUUCAACCUUCAAAAAAAAGACUGAAGAAAAGUUUGUAGAAUCAUUUCUUUUUAAAAUCUAAAGACUUAUCUUACAUCAGCUUAUCUUACCUUUGAAGCACAUUCAAAGCAUGCAGUAUUUUAUAGUUUAAUACUUCCAGUCCUGUAAACCAUAACACAAUAUGAAAUUAGUCAUAAAAAGUGCAAGUUAAACAUGUGAUUGCCUUAAAAUGAAAGGAGAUCCAGGGAACCACCUCGAGCCAACGGAUUACAGAGCUGUCAUCUAAUUUAGCGCUGGAAAAACUGACUUACAUGGCAAGAGGAAAAGCUGAGGACUUUAACAAGAUGUGGUCAUCUUUCCUAACCUUCAUGAAUAAUCUGAAUGUGCAACCUAGAACUGGACAAGAUCUGUAGCCACCGCCUUUAGGACCUUAAAAUGGCUCAACAGUGGUUUCAUGGCUGGAGUAUUAGUACUGGGAAGUAGAAAUAGAGAUAAAGAGGAUGACCGAAUCAUGGACGUUUGUUGUUUUAAAUAAAUGUUUCUGCGUAUAUUGCCGUUCACUGAACAUAUGCAGGCUGAAUAUGUAAUGCAAAUUUUGAUAUUAUUAUCAAAACUUUAUUUACCGUAGAGCUUAUCGUGGGUCUGAAGGGUUUCUGUUUCUGUUUUUGUGUGUUAUAUUGUUGUAAUGUGUAUUAAUGUAUGUUCAUUAAAAUGGAAAAAUCAAUGAAGAGAUGGUGGAAAAAAAAAAUCAAAGAAAGGAAGAGUCAAAAAAUCUAGCUUUUUUUACUUAAUAACACAGAGGCUUUCAUAUUAGCAUAACAUCGCAUGUAAUCAAUAAGGGAGGAUCCUGGUUUAUAUCCCACCAAAUGGAAAUCCAGAUUAUCUCUUUGAUGCAAACAUGUAAUGAUCUGUCUAUCUAAAAAGACAAGAGGAAAUUCAAAGCUCAGCUGUGUGGCAAGCAGCAACAAAAGGUAAUCAUCAAAGUUCAUUAAAGCUGCUUGUGAUCGAUUCACUGAUCCACACUGUCAAAUACUCCUGAAUAAUAAUAACUUUAUCUAUACAGCACCUUUAAAAAAGAUGUUUACAAAGUGCUUUAACAGAUGAAGCGAACAAAGGCAGAAACAGAAAAAGGAAAAAAGACAGUUUAAAAAAAUGGACGGUUAAAAAUUGGCGGUCGGUGGUUGACAGCGCCACAUCAGAAGGGUGAAAAAGAAGAAGGUGGAUAGAGGACAUAUAAAAGAAAAAGAGAAAUAAAUACAUCGAUAACAAAAUAAGAUAAGGUAAAAUAAGAGUAAUAAUGAAAAGGGAGAAGGUCUAUUAAAACAUGAGAAAAUGUUCAAAAAAGGACUUAAAGUAGUAAUUAUAAUGAUAAAUACCUGAAAGGUUAAACAAGAGGUUUGCAGGCAACAAAAUAAAUAAAUCGUGCGUCAUGUAAAGGUGUCAUAUAAAAGCAAGUCUAAAAAAGUGAGUUUUAAGAUAUGAUUUAAAAGAUGUUACUGAUUCAGCCUGCCUUAUCUCCUCAGGCAGGGUGUUCCAAAGUCGAGGAGCCCUGUCAGAAAAGGCUCUAUCACCUUUCAUGUUCAGCCUCGACUUUGAGACAGCCAGCAUAUUCCAGGAACAUUAACCUCAUUCUCGCACCAUUUUGUGAUCAAAAAUAUGUAAACUGAUACUUGUACUUUGGUGCAUUUUUGAAUUUUUGUUCCUGUCACUUCUGAGAAUAAUGUGCUUGUUGACUUCCCUGAAGACUGAGUCAUUUUGUGAUAAUGCCACCAUCUUUUAUCUCUGUCCUUCCUCUUCAGCUGGAAAACCUCAUGCUGGACAAAGAUGGACACAUAAAGAUCACCGACUUUGGUCUGUGCAAAGAGGGGAUCAAAGACGGCGCCACCAUGAAAACUUUCUGUGGGACACCAGAGUACUUAGCUCCUGAGGUACCAGCUCUGCCCGAAAUGUUAAAUCCACAUUUUCUUGAAAGUGUGUCACUGUUUAUAAUUUACUCAUUCUUUGGAGAAAAAAACUGAUCAAGAUCCUACACACAUGAAUCCAAACAAAGUGCAGUGUGUGUGUUGUUGGACAUUAAUUGAUGAGAAGUAUGUAGGAGAAAAGGCAGCUGUCGUGGAUGCCUUUUUAAUCUCCAGCUGAAGUCUGAGAGUUAAUGAGUGUGCUGUGUGCCCAGGGCAGGGCGAUCUGCUCCUAUGUUUGCUGUGUGGGGAGGGGUGUGGCUACUCCCUAUUGCGUGCAGGUAUGACAAGUGUUUGAGUGGGCUGUGUAACCCGAUAUUGCAUUGUGAGUGAAGGCGCAGUGUGUGUGUGUGAAUAAGUAUGCGAAUGUUUGCGCAUGCCCCCUCGCCUGUUGCCGUAAAAAUGUUUUCCGGGAGAAGGGUGUCCAUGUUGACACAGUUGCUGUAUCGUUGUUUUUAGCCUCCAUUUGGAAUUUUCUGGUUAGGGGAGGAGGGGGUGAUUGGCUGGCAGUGCUUCAGGAAACGUGAGCUUCCGCCUCUGGAAAGAAAAAAAAAAAAAAAAAAAGACCACAUUGGCUGCAACUGUUGUGUGGCACAAGGAGAGCCUCAGCACCAGAGCUGCUUUGGAUGCCCCUCAAGACCUGAUCAGAGCUGUUGUAAGCACAGCUCCCCAGCUGACUCUCACAGGAGCAGAUCCAUUUUUUUUUUAACUUGGACCAAAUUCAGUGAAGCCAGAAUAUUCUCCCCCACACCUGGACAGACAUGAUGAAAAUAUUUUGUGUUUCCUGUAUCUCAUAAACUUAAACAUUCCUUAGACUCCCCACCAGUCCACCUACUUUACUUCUCUGAUCUGAACCCCGUCUUUAUGACAGCUUCCAGCUUCUGCAGCGUAGAGCAGGGAGACAUCAGGGGGCGUUGCUAUGGCUGCAGGGUCGCUGGCGAGCGUCUCUAUGGAGUGCGGGCCAGGCAGUGUUACAGGUUGUUCUGCAGUAAACAAUGACCUUGUUGUGUGUGCUGCACAGGAAUGCUGUAACGUCUGGGAAUAUUCCACCCAGAGCAGGAGACAGGAGGAGGAGAGGGGGAGAGAAAGAGAGAGAUUAAAAAACCUGACCAGAGUUUCUCUCUGGAGGAAAGAGUUAGACAAAUUCCCUUUGUUACUUAAGUUUGGUCAUUACAGAGGAAAACAUUAUCGGCUGAGGAGAGUUAGCUGUGAGGGAAAAACUGCUAAAACUGAUCAAGAUUCACAGGAGUAGGAAAUAACUGUCCGUCAGAUUUCAACUUUUCGAGCAAAGAAGAGUGGAGCUCCAGAGCAGCAGCAGCAGCAAGUGUUUGUGCUUUUAUCUGCUCUCUCCUCCCCCUGCCUCUGCUCCUUUGGGGCAGUGUAACAGUAUUAGUUUUGGGGCUGGGGCCCAAGCAGUCCUGGUUACGUAUAUGAGGGAUGAGCUUGGCUCCUGCGCUCCUGGCAGCUUCACAGCUGUGGUGCUCUUCUACAUAUAUGGGGCAGCUGCAGGCCCAGCUGUCGCACGGUGUGAAUCACACGACAGCAGCGCUGGAAAUAGAGACGGCCCAGUAAUCCUAGCUCCGCACCGGCUUCACGUUACUCCCUCCUGCCCUCCUCCUCGACGCUCACUGCUCACCGCAGCGCCAGGCCCUGUGCCCACAGACACAUGCACGGCUGCAAGUGAGUGCAUGUGCGCACACACACAGCAGUUUUGUUCCUUUUACGGACACAACUGUCCGUCUGUUUUCUCAGGAACCCUCUCUUUCAUCUUGUGCACCGUUGUGUUCAUAUCUAAUUCUAUUAAUCUGCCCACAUCUUUUUACCUCAGGUUCUAUUCUUAGAUCUGAAUUACACACCAUCAUGCUCCUUGAGGUUUAAGAGAACAGACUGUUCUCAUUGUCUUGAUUUCACCUUCAACAUCCGCCUGGCGAGGUAGAAUCCAGUACAUGUCCCUGGAGACCUUGGAACAACUCUGCUCAGCAGCACAUUAGUCAUGCAACAGGUCGACUGUUCAGUACGCACAACACUGGAGGAGUUUGUCUCAUUAAGAGCUGUUGAGAAAAGACAUCUUAUGAAAAUACUACGACCUCAUAUUCAACUUUAUGUAACUCUGGUCGGAUUCAUCAAGUGUUUUGUUUGUGGUACUGGUCCAUGUUUGUGGCCACACAUGUGCUUUUAUAGGCGACCCACACCUCUGCUGCUUGUUGAUUUGUAAGCGCGUUUGUGUAUGUGGAAGGCACUGCGCUGAUUAAAUAUGCAGGGCUCCAGGGGAAACUCUAUCCUUGCUCUUAAUGUGAGAUGUGAGUCAGUGUUGGCUAGGGUGGCCUCAGAAAGCCUAAACCAGGGGAGAGCAGGUAAUAUUUGGUUGGGGGUCGCAAUGAUGGGGACCCAAAAGAGCGGCUGUCUUCACAACCUUUUCGACAAAAACAACCUUUAUGUGGAAGCAUUUCCAAAAAGGCACUUCUAUGGAUUUUUAACUUCAAUAAAAGUUGUGGUGCUGUUUUUAAAUCAGUAUAAUUAAAUAGCCCACAGGUAUUCCAUCAGCUGCAUAGCAUUAACCUUAUCUCCCUCUUUUUCUCUAAGGUGCUAGAGGACAACGAUUACGGCCGUGCUGUGGACUGGUGGGGUCUGGGAGUAGUGAUGUACGAGAUGAUGUGUGGCAGACUCCCUUUCUACAAUCAGGACCAUGAGAAACUGUUUGAGCUCAUCCUUAUGGAAGAAAUCCGCUUUCCCCGGACACUCGGUCCUGAGGCACGGUCGCUGCUUUCUGGCCUCCUCAAGAAAGACCCAAUGCAGAGGUAGGGAGUCCCCUCUGUAUCCUCAAAACCUUAAAGUGGAGGGUUUCAAAGUGUUUUGGAUGAAAUAUCUGCCAAAGUAGAUUUUUAGUAGGAAUCUUCAUAUUUGGCAUUAAAAUAUCUGUCUGUUCUAACUUAGUUGUUUUGUAUUUGCCUUUCAGGUUAGGUGGUGGUCCGGAUGAUGCAAAGGAAAUCAUGCAGCACAAGUUCUUUGCGGGAAUUGAAUGGCAAGAUGUCUACGAGAAGAAGGUCAGUGUCUAAAAUGUUUCUGCUGCUUCAUCUCUCUUUCAGAUUUUUCUUGUCAUCACUGGAAGGCCCCAGUGCGCGAGUGACCGUAAUUUCUCCUGACGUGCAAAAAAAGUGACGUCACUCGAAGCGCCACCAUCCACGAACCAUGCAGCCUGUCAUCAAGAAGACAACUGUUAUUAAAUGGACUGACAGCGCUGAUGUGCUGAUAUGUUUGUCUCCACUCCUUCUCCAACAGCUGGUCCCGCCGUUUAAGCCCCAAGUUACCUCGGAGACAGACACACGAUAUUUUGACGAGGAGUUCACAGCACAGACCAUCACUAUUACGCCACCCGGACAAGGUAGCACCAAACCAUGCACAGCCACAUGAGCACAAGUACACUUAAUACAAUUUAUAUGCGAUUGCACAACUUGAGAUCAUGAGGGGAUUACUUUUUUUUUUUUUAUUACUCCAGGAUUUUUAUGGAGUUGUGUUUUAAUGUGACAUUUAGACUGAUGAGAGCUGCUGACUGUGUGAGGGAAGAUGAAAUGCUGUGUGACUGAGAUGAUAAACAUUUCCUGUAAGACUUUAUGAAGAGAAAAAAGGCCAGAAAUCACAAUUUCAAUUUACUUGACACACACUGAAAAGAGAAACUUUAAAAAAGGCACUGUACAGUCAAGUUAUUUAACUUCUGUAGUUUUAUUUUAACAUGACUCUUGAAGAUAUUUUGUGGAGCUCAUAAAUGUGUGAAAAAGCAUUAAGCUCUCCUGAGAGGAGUCUUUCCUCUUCUGGACAGCCAGUGUCAAUUAAAACCAGUCUUCUAGUGCCUUCACAGUCAGAGUCCAUUUGAAAGUGUUUGACAAAAAGGAUGCCAGAUAUUAUUCGCACAAUGUCAGUAUCAGCAGAUAAGAAAGUUUCUGUUGCUUUGUAUUCACCCUAAUAAGGUGAUGCAUGAAUGAUUUUCACACAAAAACUGCUUAUACUUAGUAGCAAGCUUGAAUUUGUUUGCUGGGCAGAAGCAUCCUGAAGUGCCACCUUUCAACAGCCUUGUAAAAGCUCGAUAUGAACCAGUGACCUGAUAUUUAAUAAUGACCUGAUAUGUAACAUUGACCCAAAAUGUAACGAUGACCCAAAAUGACCCAAAAUGUAACAAUGACCUGAUAUGUGUAAUGAUGACCCUAAAUGUAACAAAAACCCAAAAUGUAACGAUGACCUGAUAUGUAAUGAUGACCCUAAACGUAAUAAUGACCCAAAAGGUAACAAUGACCCAAAAUGUUACAAGGACCUGAUAUGUAAUGAUGACCCUAAAUGUCACAAUGACCCAAAAUGUAAAGAUGACCCAAAAUGUAACAAUGACCCUAAACGUAACAAUGACCCAAAAUGCAACAAUGACCCAAAACGUAAUAAUGACCCAAAAUGUAACAAUGACCUGAUAUGUAAUGAUGACCCUAAAUGUCACAAUGACCCUUAACGUAAUAAUGACCCAAAAUGUAACAAUGACCCAAAAUGUUACAAUGACCUGAUAUGUAGCAAUAACCCAAAAUGUUACAAUGAGCUGAAAUAUUAUUUUAAAAAAUGUAAUAAAACGUGAAAUGUAAUAACUGGUCAAUAAUGUGAAAGAUGCUGAGCCCAAAACAUCAAAACGUUUUGCCCAAAAUGUAGCAACCUGUUACAUUUUGGGUCAGUUUGAGUUUUAUUACAUUGUUUAUCUUACAUAUCGGGCUCAACACUUUUGUUACAUUAUUGACCAAUUAUUUCAUUUUUGGCUUCAUUACAUUUUUUUUUAUAACAUUUCAGGUCAUUGUUACAUAUUGGGCUCUAACAAGCCUUUAUUUCAGUCAUUCAACAUGGCAAAUUAGAAAAUCACUGAAUUUGAUGCUGCCAAUAACCAGUCUUUGAGUGUGGUGGAAGAAUCAGUGCGUUAGUGUACUCUGCAAUCAGUUCAGUAACAUUGUGUGAAUGGAAGAUGUGUAGUGACAGAUUUUGAGUGGUUGGAAAGCGUUACAUAAACACUGUCUUUUUACCAUUUAAGAGCAAGAAAAGCCAAGAUUUUUCUUGUUUCCGUUUUUUUUUUUUUUUUUUUUUUUUUUGACAGAUUGCAGCACAGAAACUCAUUCUCAUACUUUUCUUUCUAUCACCAGCAGUGCAGCACGUUGAGUAGCUCUCAGUUCUGGUCUGCUCAGUUUGCUGCUUGAUCUCCUUCUCUUUAUGACCUUGUAUGUUAUCAGCAAUUAACAACACUGACCAGCUUCCUGUUGCACCAGCUCUGUAUAUGUUGUGUCUUAGUUUGGGGUACAAAGUUCAUACCAGACAAAACUGUGAAUCUUGUUAGUUUGUAUGUGCAGUUGUGUCAUAGUUACGUUGCACCAUGGAGACACAAGAUUUGUCUAAACUAGUCGACCAUAACUUCUUAUCUAUUGUAGCAAAAAUAGUAGCAGACAAGAUGUUUUAUUUCCUGUGGCCAAUCACUGAAUGAAAAGCACUUUUUAAGGGAGUACUUGUAACAGUCUUAACUCUCAUUCUUGAUUGCCUCUUUCUGCUAAUGGCUGAAAACAACUGCUGUUAACUCCCCUUAAAUCACUAACAGCAAUGCAAAGGUAUAUAUAUAAUACAAAACAUUUUAAAUAGGUGAUAACUCAAGCCUGUGUCCAUGAUCUACAGUUAGUGUAAAGUAAUAACAGUGACACUGACCACAACAAAUAGUGCUAAUGGAAGUGAUAAAAUUAUCAUCACUCCUGCAAAGAGCUGAGGAUGUACUGCAGAUGCUACCCUGCCAGCAAAAUGAUCAGCUUCUCUUCAACCUUUAAGUUCAUUCAUCUUUCAGAACAAUGUGCCAUGACAGCCAGAGGUAUAUAGAGGACUCAAAACCUGCUCAGAGUGAGGUGUACAGAGUAUUUAGCUAACCUUUAAGUUGGAAGCGGUGCAUUUUCUGUCCUAAAUUUGGUAUAAGAUUCAGUCUAGGCUGAAUCCAGAGCUGGUAGAAUACAGUGUAGGGCAGGAGCAACAAUGCUGGGAUGCCAUAGUAUACCGUGAUGUUGUGAAGAAUACAAAAUGCAGCAAUAAUGAUGUCUUAGACAAACCCUGUACAUUAAAGAAAUUCCUCUAAUCAAACGAUUUUACUGAUUUGCAAACUUUCUCGAUCUGGUUUUAAACACGAAAGACACUGAAGGUGGUGUGACAAAAUCUGAGAAUAUAAUAGAUUUUUUUAUUUUUCAAUCAGGAAUGUUCCCAUUGAGAAACAAACUCUGUAUACAUACUGUCCACAUCUGAGCAGCACAAAACUUAAGCAGUCCUUCUUUGUCUCUCCUCAGAUGACAGUAUGGAGUCCUUUGACAGCGAGCGGAGACCUCACUUCCCCCAGUUCUCCUACUCAGCCUCUGGGACGGCUUAAGCGUCUCUGAUACAUUCCUUUGGUCCUGACAUCUCCCCCACCCCUGCCGACUGCACUCUCAAAAGACUGGGGGUCCACAGCCCCCUGUUCUCCCUGCAUUGUCUACGGAUGCUGUUGGUGGAUGUAACAUUUCCAGUCUGCAAGUUCUGUGUGUUUUUUUUUUUUUUUUUUGUCCAGGAAGGAGGAAAUUCAAGACAAAACAAAGAUAACUGUGGUUGGUCUGUGAGGCCUUUGAAGACUGACCAUACUGAGUUAACACUACUCUGCAUUUCCUGGUUGUUAUGUUGUAUACUGAGCAGGCUUCCAUACACCAUAAUGAACAGGGAAAUGCAGUUUUGUUAUGCACAAAUUAGGUCACUCAUAUGAAUUUUGAAAAGGGGCCACUUUUUUGGGAUCAAAAGUAUACACCUGAAUAUCAAGCAUUUCAAACAGAAACAGUCAGACUGUGGACCAAAACCAUCAAGUGAGCAGUGAGUGUGUUUUUUUGUCUAGUGGGUGAUGAAUCCAUGUUUUCCUUUUUAAGACUCCUGAACUUUUCAGACACCAUUCAAGACGUUUUUUGGCUUCAAAAGUGAAUGUACCGUAUCAAAUAAAGUCAAUCUUUCUGCAUACGUAUGUGGCUGAUUCUCCUCAAGACUGAAGUCUUCUGGAGAGGAUUUGUUUUUGUUUUGUUGUUUUUUUUUAAUCACUUUUUCUACUUCCCUGAUGCAAAACUGACACCAAACGGUCUGUCAUAUUUCUAUCCUCCACCAUGAUGAGUCUGAUGAAUCAAUUGUGCAAUACAGUGUGAUGCAAGGAGAGAAUGCAGAGCGAUAAAUCAUUAUGGUGAAAGCUCUCCUGCAGCGGAUUUCCUCUUUACUGUUUGCACAUCAGAGUCACUGAAAACCCCCAGUUUUAUGUUCAGGAUUAAAAAAAACUCCUACAGCUCCCCUCCUCCCCUGAAGUAAGUGCUUAUAUCUCCUGAUGCCUUCCUCUCUGGAUGCUGCAGACUCCUCCUGGUUUCUCUCUUUUCUCCUCUCGGGUUUUUCCUCCAUGUACAGUUCAGUAUUGGGUGCGUUUUUUCCCACCCAGUGCAUUCACAGCAGCCUCAAUGAGGUCACUUUAACAUAAAUCACUUCUUUAGGAAUACUUUGCAAAAAACUGGGCUUCAGGGGAAGAAACACAGUCAUCUUUGAUAUGUUACAUCAGGGAUCAUGUGUCCCUUUGUGAGCUUUUGGGUUAUUUAUAAUGAGACCAGCAUUGACUAAAACUAUUUUAACUGUGCCAAUGAUAUGCACUUUGCUGCCCCCAAAAUGAUUGUAUUUGGACUCUUAUUUUUACUUUCUGGUUGUUAAAGACUAAAUUAGUGUCUUUUUAUCAUGUAAAGUCAAAUGUGGAAACAAAACAGGAAUUGCUUGUUUGAAUGAUCACCCCCUUUUUUCUAGACAGCUGAGGUUGAACUCUUGGGAACUGAAGCUGUUAUUUCAAAGUGUACUGAGAAGCUCCCAAGAGGGCUUCAGUGUUUUUCUAAAGAUGACAGAUAAUCAUUUGUCAAAAGUGCAUCAUACAUUAUUGAAUGUAAUGGUUUUUAUGAUAUUGUUUUCACUUCAAUCGUUUGCAAGCCUCUUUUUUUCUGUUUGGUUUUUGAAUCUGAUUGUUAAUUAUUUCCUAUGCACGCUCACCCUUUGCUGUCAUCUUCUGAAAAUAGGGAAAUUCAUUUUAUACUUUUUAUUUUUUAUCUCAACUUUUUUGUACCUGCCCUCCCGUAUUCCUGAGACUGAGGACACCAGCUUUAGUAAACAAAUAAUAUAAACUUUGUACACUGUUUUUACUUAUUUCUCUCAAAUUGAUGAAAUAAAAGGUCUUAACAAAAA